GUCGUUUUGGAGUUUUGGAGAUUUUCAGGGAAACAGACGGAGAGGAGCUCGUCUGCAGCCUGACCAGGAAAUUCCCAGAAGGGGGAAGAUCAGCCUCCUCCCCCUGCCGGUCCUGCUGCUGCUGACGACCUUCACCCUCGCCGUCCUCAUCACCAUCUCGUCAUCUCGUCAGGACACUGAGUCAUGGCUGGAGCGCUGAGGAUGAGUGAGACUCAGCUCAUCAAUAUAUACGACAGCGAGCUGCAGCUGAAUUUGAUGCCGUAUGAUUACAUCCCUCCUGUGGACAUCAAGACGGAGCCCUACAUACCCGAGACAGCUCACGGGCCGUACGUUCAGAUCAUCGAGGAGCCCAAACAGAGGGGCUUUCGUUUCCGUUAUGAGUGUGAGGGUCCGUCGCACGGCGGGCUCCCAGGGGCCUCCAGUGAGAAGAAUCGGAGAACCUACCCAACGGUGAAGAUUAACAACUACGUGGGCCACGCCCGGGUGGAGGUCCAGCUGGUGACCCACACCGACCCCCCGAGGGUCCACGCACACAGCCUGGUGGGACGCAACUGCACCGACAACGGGACCUGCACCCUGGACAUCGGUCCCAACGACCUCACUGCCUCAUUCAGUAAUUUGGGGAUUCUUCACGUCACUAAGAAAGGAGUCGUAGAGGUUUUAACUCGAAGGCUGAGAGCUGAGUGGAAGAGACAGAAAGGAGCACACCUGAACCUCACAGAUGCAGAGGACAGCUCCAUCCAGAAGGAGGCCAAGGAGCUGGGGAAGGUGAUGGACCUGAACAUAGUCAGGCUCAAGUUCACCGCCUACCUGCAGGACAGCAAUGGAGCCUUCACCAGAGCGCUGAAACCCGUCGUGUCCAACCCCAUCUACGACAGCAAGUCCCCGAACGCCUCCAACCUGAAGAUCUCUCGGAUCGAUAAGACGUUCGGCUCGGUGCUCGGAGGAGACGAGAUCUUCCUGCUUUGUGACAAAGUUCAGAAAGAUGACAUUGAGAUCCGUUUCUACGAAGAGGACGACGAAGCAUGCUGGGAGGCGUUCGGGGACUUCUCGCCCACAGACGUCCACAAGCAGUACGCCAUCGUCUUCAAGACGCCGCCCUAUCACUGCACCGAGAUCGAGCGGCCCGUCACCGUCUUCCUGCAGCUGAGGAGGAAGAAGGCCGGAGACAGCAGCGACCCCAAACAGUUCACCUACAUUCCCCAGGUCCAAGACAAAGAGGAGGUGCUGAGGAAGAAGCAGAAGCCACUGCCUCACUAUGAGCCGAGGAGCGGAGGAUGGGGAGGAGCAGGAGCUGGGGGCUUAGGAGGAGGAGCUGGAGGAGGAGGAGGGUUUCAGUUCCAGCAAAUGAACGGGGGAGGAGGAGCCGGAGGAGGAACCGGAGUGUUUUUCAACACAGACUUCACAAACUUUGGCGGCGGGGGCGGGGCUGUGCUGUCAAGCUCCGCCUCUCAGCAGAACGACGGACCGCCGGGGGGACGGACUGGCUCGGCCAUGCAGCAGCAGCUAGUUCGGAUCGCCUCCACCCUCAGCAGCAGAGCCUCGCAGACCGCCCGGCACACCGCCGCCGCCCUGCUGCAGUACUGCAGCACCGGGGACGCCCGCGUCCUCCUGGCUGUCCAGAGACACCUGUGCAGCAUCCAGGAUGCCAAUGGAGACACACCACUGCACCUCGCCAUCAUCCACCAGCAGACCGCCGUCAUCCAGCAGCUCAUCCACACACUGCUCAGCAGCCGGCAGCACGGCGUGCUCAACACCAGGAACCAGCUGCAGCAGACUCCUCUUCACCUGGCGGUGAUCACGCGACAGAUGAAGGUGGUGGAGAUUCUGAUGCGGGCGGGGGCCGACCCCACCGUCCCAGACAAAGAUGGCCGCAGCGUCCUCCACCUGGCGGCGGCGGCCGGCGACCACACGAUGCUCCGCCUCCUGCUGGCUCACCUGGGCGAACGCCACGCCCACCUGGUCAACACGUCCGACUUCCACGGCCUCCAUCCUCUGCACCUCGCCGUGAGGAGGGACGGCGAGCGCUGCCUCCGCCUGCUGGUGGAGGGCGGGGCCAAAGUAAACGCACCUGAACAGAAGAGUGGAAACACCGCCCUCCACUUGGCCGUCAGAGAAAACCUCUUCAAGGUGGCCUGCACGCUGAUCACAGAGCUGAAAGCUGAAGUGAACGCCUGCACCUUCAGUGGAAACACCCCCCUGCACCUGGCAGCCAGUCUGGGAUCCCCCACCCUCUGCUCCAUGCUUAUUGCUGCAGGUGCAGACAAAAACAUGGAGAACGACGAGCCGCUCUUCUUCAGCUCCUCCUCAGAUGAGGAGCAGGACGAGAGAGACGCCACCCCCCCACCGGUCUCCUCUCGGAAGAGACCCGCCAGAGGCCACACCCCCCUCGAGCUCGCCAAGUGUCAGAAGGUGAGGAAUCUGCUGACCUGCAGUCCAAAGUCGAGUCACAGCAGCAAAAAGAUCAAAGCCAGCGACGACCAGGAAGGCAGCGGCUCAGUUCUGGAUGAAGACACCCUCUCUCGGCUGCUGGAGCUUCUCAGUGUGGAGAAAGUCUCCUGGAAGAAACUGGCGGACAAACUGGGGAUGAUGACUCUGACACACCUGUACGAGGAGAGCCCCGCCCCCUGUGAGCACCUGCUGCACCACUACCAGCUGGGUCGAGGUCCUAUUGAAGGUUUGGUCGAAGCUCUUCAGUCUCUCGGUCUAACAGAAGGAGUCCGAUUACUGCGGAACACACAGCUGAGUGACGACAAACACAACACAGAGGUCACGGUGGACAGCGGCUUUGGCAGCCAACCAAUGGAAGAGGAGGAGGAGCGGCCGGUAGCCAAUCAGUGAGGAGCGUUCAGUCAGGGGGCCUGAAGGGGGUGUCGGUGUAUAAGCAAGCAGAAGCAUGGUGGACAUCUGGCAGGACUGGAGAUACCUGAAAGAAGAGUUUUAGUAAUAAACCAAGUGAGACGCUACUUCUGUUCCUCAUUUCGUUUUGUUUUCGGUCCCUUUUCAAUUAAUUUAUAUUUUACUUUGUUUUGAAUGAUUUUUGUUUCUUUAAAAGACUUUGAGUUUCUUGAGUAUCUGCAGUUUGAAAUGCAUUGAGUAUGGACAAUGGAUCAAAGCGGAGUCAACUUUUCACUCAACAGUUUAUUCCUCUGUAAAAACAGCACGAGUCCUCUGAGGUCACGUGACCACACCAAUAAAGAUUGUACAUGUGAUGAAAACAAUAAAAAAAACAAUCAAGCGAA
Molecule: messenger RNA, 3242 nt
Organism: Salarias fasciatus (jewelled blenny)
Lineage: Eukaryota; Metazoa; Chordata; Actinopteri; Blenniiformes; Blenniidae
Gene: nfkb2
Product: nuclear factor of kappa light polypeptide gene enhancer in B-cells 2 (p49/p100)
Exons: 24
Coding region: 184-2841 (885 amino acids)
Biological process (GO): regulation of DNA-templated transcription
Cellular component (GO): cytoplasm
Molecular function (GO): RNA polymerase II cis-regulatory region sequence-specific DNA binding; protein binding; DNA-binding transcription factor activity, RNA polymerase II-specific
Source: RefSeq, a predicted model, not a curated record